Messenger RNA from Macrobrachium nipponense, 1403 nucleotides. RefSeq names its product glutamine synthetase-like. Gene Ontology annotation, molecular function: glutamine synthetase activity. Gene Ontology annotation, cellular component: cytoplasm. The coding region runs from base 93 to 1196 and encodes 367 amino acids. The record is from RefSeq and is a predicted model, not a curated record. NCBI's taxonomy places the organism in Eukaryota, Metazoa, Arthropoda, Malacostraca, Decapoda, Palaemonidae. The transcript has 3 exons.
GCCUUCGUCAUUCCUGCACAGGAGUUCUUCCAGGGAGGUAAGGAGUUCUUCCAGGGAGGUAAGGAGUUCUUCCAGGGAGGCUCGGCGCAAUAAUGUUCACGAACGGCGGAGGAUCGGCUACUAACAAGACGGUAUUGGACCGCUACCUGAGGCUUGAUAUUCCGGACCAGAAAUGUCAGGCCAUGUAUAUCUGGAUCGACGGGACGGGAGAGAACCUGCGUUCCAAAUCCAGGACCUUGAACUUCACGCCCAAAAGUGCAAGUGAAUUACCAAUAUGGAACUUCGACGGGUCCUCAACGGGCCAAGCAGAGGGAAGCAACAGUGACGUUUACCUCCACCCGGUGGCUAUGUACCGCGACCCCUUCAGAUUAGGCAACAACAAGCUGGUCCUUUGCGAGACCUACAAGCACGACAAAACCCCGAACGACACGAACCACCGCUGGCGAUGCCUGGAGGUCAUGCAGAAAGCAGCCGACCAGCACCCCUGGUUUGGCAUGGAGCAAGAGUACACCCUUCUGGACGUCGACAACCACCCUCUGGGAUGGCCCAAGAAUGGCUACCCAGGCCCGCAAGGACCUUACUACUGUGGCGUCGGAGCCAGCAAAGUAUACGGUCGCGACGUCGUCGAAGCUCACUACAGAGCCUGCCUCUACACGGGCAUCAACAUCUCGGGAGAGAACGCCGAGGUCAUGCCCGCCCAGUGGGAAUUCCAGGUCGGUCCCUGCGAGGGCAUCACGAUGGGCGAUGACCUCUGGAUGGCUCGGUACCUCCUGCACAGGGUAGCCGAGGACUUCAACGUAGUUGUCACUCUGGAUCCCAAGCCCAUUCCAGGAGACUGGAACGGGGCUGGAAUGCACACGAACUUCUCGACGCAGAAGAUGCGCGAGCCGAACGGUAUAGACGAGAUCGAGAGAGGUAUCGAGAAGCUCUCCAAAGUGCACACGCAACACAUCAUCGCCUACGACCCCCACGGAGGCAAGGACAACGAGAGGCGUCUGACUGGACUCCACGAAACCUCGUCCAUCCACGACUUUUCGGCGGGUGUUGCCAACAGGGGAGCCUCCAUUCGCAUCCCCAGGGGCGUGUCCGAAGAGAAAUCUGGGUAUCUAGAAGAUCGAAGGCCUUCCUCGAACGCUGAUCCUUAUUUGGUUUCAGAGAGGCUGGUUAGGACCAUCUGCCUUAAUGAGUUCAACUAGUCACGUAGGGAAAGCUUACGAUUAAAUUAAAUCUAAAUAACAAUAAACACAAAUCCUGUAUUUUUAUAAGUCUAUAUUACAGUAUUUUAAAGUGCUAGACUCAUCUUAUAUAUUGUUGAAAUUUCUAAUAAUAUUUCAGUCCCACUAAAAGUGGAUUAUUAUUAAACAUUUAUUACUAACAUGUACAAAAUGGAGAAUAGAAUAUAA